AUGCCGGAUAAUUCUUCCCUCCAUACCAUUAAAGCACAUGCCACGACCGUCGUCGGCGCGGGUGGGGCCGUUUACGCUGCGGAUCAAUUGGUGAAAUGCUUUGAGGAUGACGACGAAUCGACCACUUCACAUCUGAUGAAAGCUAGUGUUGGAGCGGCUGUUGCAGUUGGCGCAUAUGAGAUGCUGAGCAAGGAUAAUAAGAGCCUCCCGGCAUAUCGGUCGCUCUUCAAGAAGAAGUACUCUCACCAUCAUCACCAUGAGGCCGAGAAAGCGACUUCCGAAGAAGAAGAGAGGUCCCGAUAUUCAGUUGAACACGAAAGAACCGAGAAACAACUUGUAAGACGAGAGCGCUCAUCAUCCCUGUCUUCAUCGGCGUCCUCAAGCUCAGCCGAGGAGGAGUCUGGACACAAACGUCGGCUUGCUGAGGAGUUGGUUGGGGCGUACAGCUUAGGAAAACAGCUUCUAGGGAGAUAA
Aspergillus terreus NIH2624 is the source of this 474-nucleotide messenger RNA. RefSeq lists its product as uncharacterized. The transcript has a single exon. The record is from RefSeq and is a predicted model, not a curated record. The coding region runs from base 1 to 474 and encodes 157 amino acids. Lineage: Eukaryota; Fungi; Ascomycota; Eurotiomycetes; Eurotiales; Aspergillaceae.